Messenger RNA from Cimex lectularius (bed bug), 775 nucleotides. RefSeq lists its product as uncharacterized. The transcript has 4 exons. NCBI's taxonomy places the organism in Eukaryota, Metazoa, Arthropoda, Insecta, Hemiptera, Cimicidae. The record is from RefSeq and is a predicted model, not a curated record. Bases 74 to 646 code for a protein of 190 amino acids.
UUUCCAUGGUGAUCUUAAUUUUAAUGUAAACUUUUUUUAUUUAGAGUCAAGUUAAUAAAUCAAAAUUCCCAAGAUGAGCGAGCUAGAUGUACCUUUCCCGAGUACGACUAAUUAUCGUGUGAGGAGGGAUGCAUUCAUCUCUAUCCCUGAAAUAAGGAGGUUCAAGGUUUGCGAGGGGUUUCCCUAUUGUAAAGACCAAUUCCAAGUCAAAUAUUUGGAACACUUUAUGAAGAUGGAUGAGAAACAUGAUCAUCUAGCUACACUGAUGUCUUACAGGCUGGAUGGAUCAAACAAUAUAACAAAAGUGCCCUUGCACAAGAAAGAGUCUAAAAUUACACCUAAAGAACUCCUUCCAAGCUGGACAGACUAUGAAAGACGAGCUUAUGUUGAUCAUUUUUAUGUGCUAGCCCAACAACACCGGCAGAGGUACAACACUGACAAUGCCUAUGACGCUUGUAGGACUUACGACUUCUUCAAACUUGAAAAAGAUUCUCCGUUUACACGAGGAUUCACAAAUGAAUUCUACAGUUUGAAGCCAAAAUUCACGGAUUACAAACAACCGUUAGUGUUUCCUCUUAGUAGGGAAGCUUCACGUAAGAAUCAAUCUGGAUACUUCUACUGUCAUAAACGGGCUGAGGGUCCAUAGUCUGUGACAAAUUUACUAUUACAAAAUUGAUGGGAAGAAAUGAAUGUUAAUAUAAAUCAUUAAACUCAACAUAAUUUUAUUUAAUUAUAAUUUUAUAGUACAACAAUAUACAAUAAAUAUUUGACACAA